AAACAAUACAAAUAGCGAUCGUAUGACAAAACGUUCUGAGGAUGUUUAUGCUACAAAAUGUCAAUCUUAACGAAUAUGACAAUGGUUUGCAUCUAGCAACGUCAGUGUUGCCAAAUCUCAAUAUAUAAGUAACAGCCCUCGUAUUUCUCAUAGGCACAUAUUCAACGCCAUUUAUUUAUUAUUAUCCACGUUGUAAUGCCUUUUUGUUAAACUACUUUUUUUGAUGCAGUCUAUAUUAUUAAUAUUUUAUUAUAUUUUCUAGUGGGAGCUCGAAAAGUUGACACGUUUGGAAGAAGUUGGUCGUGUUCGACAUUUGCUACAAUUGCGUGAACGGCUUGGUCUAGAUACAAAUCCAAAUCCAACAACAAAAACUGAAAAAGAUGUCUGUAAUCUGGCUGCUAGAGCAUCAACCUCCCCAGUUCAUAUGGUUAUUCCACCAUCUCCACAAACACCAAUUCAAGAAGGGAAUAUUUCAAGCAUUUUAAAUGAUCGCGAGUAUACUUUUCGAGAGCAGGCACUUCUUAAAAGGUGUAUUAGCUUAAUACAAGGAUGUAUUGGAAGUUCCGGGAAUAUUGCUUCUAAAGAGAUAACACAACCCUCAAACAUGCAUGUAGAUGCCUCUCCAUCUGGUGAUGAAGGAUGCGCUGAUAUGAAUAUGAGCUAUCUAUCAAGCAAUUCAAUUGAGCUGUGUUCACCUGAGAAAAUUGAUGUUCCUAACGGUUGGGAGGCACCAGCACCUCCUAUUCAACCUCUCCUGCAACCGCUUAGAUUAUAUGUACCCGAAUUGGAAGAAAUAAGAAUCAGUCCUGUUGUGGCUCGCAAAGGUUAUCUCAAUGUAUUGGAGCAUGGAGGAUCUGGUUGGAAAAAGCGUUGGGUGACCGUGCGGAGACCCUAUGUAUUAAUAUUUAAAUCGGAAAAAGAUCCAGUUGAACGAGCGGUCCUAAAUUUGGCAACAGCCCAAGUAGAAUGCAGCGAAGAUCAAGCAGCAAUGGUCAAAAUUCCGAAUACAUUUAGGUUCGGUGUUGUAACGAAACAUAGAGGCUACUUAUUACAAACUCUUGGAGAUAAAGAAGUUCAUGACUGGCUGUAUGCCAUUAAUCCACUUUUAGCAGGUCAAAUUCGGUCACGUCUAGCACGGAAAAAUAACGAAAUACAACAGCAACAAGCAUUGCCAUCUCACUUAAUUACUAAAUGAAAUUCGACAAUUUUAUUAUAUUAAUAUUAUUAUUGUCUAUGCAUUCUUUUACUAUGAGAGUAUAUUGUAAUUGCAACCUUGAAUUAUUACAUACAAUAACGCUAUUUUGCUUCAUACUUGAGUAAACCUUAUGUAACCAAUAUGUUGAAAAAAUCUACUCAUCAAGUCUACUUUACAUGCUUUAUAAAUAAAAAAUUCAAAAUAGCACAAACCUA
Contarinia nasturtii (swede midge) is the source of this 1410-nucleotide messenger RNA. RefSeq names its product kinesin-like protein unc-104. The coding region runs from base 425 to 1195 and encodes 256 amino acids. NCBI's taxonomy places the organism in Eukaryota, Metazoa, Arthropoda, Insecta, Diptera, Cecidomyiidae. The transcript has 7 exons. The record is from RefSeq and is a predicted model, not a curated record.